AUGCGCGUCGGCCCCGUAGACGAUGACACGGAACUCGACGGGACCAGCGGCUUCAACGGCUGGGGCACCUUCGAUCAGCUUCUGGACCACUCAGACCCAAGCAAAGGCACCUUCGAGCAGCGGUAUUGGUACGGGUCUAAAUUCUGGAACGGCACCGGCUCCCCCAUCGUGCUCACCUGCCCCGGCGAGCAAUCCGGAGACGGCUUCAAUGUCACCUACACGACAAAACAGCGCAUCACAGGCCUCAUGGCCGAGGCUAUGGGUGCCGCGGUCGUGAUCCUCGAGCACCGGUACUGGGGCGGCAGCUCGCCGUUCGAGGUGCUGACGGAGGAGAACCUGCAGUACCUAACGCUGGACAAUGCGCUCAAGGACCUCACGUAUUUCGCGAAGAAUUUCGACGCGCCAUUUGAUGCCGAAGGGAGCACCGAUCCGAAGACCACUCCCUGGGUCUUUUCGGGCGGCUCGUACUCGGGUGCGCUGGCCGGGUGGCUCGAGUCGGCUGAGCCGGGCACGUUCUGGGCGUACCAUGGGAGUAGUGCUGUGGAGGAGGCUGUCAGCGACUUUUGGACGUACUUUGCUCCGGUGCAAGAUGCUACGCCCAGUAAUUGCUCGACAGACGUGAAUUCCGUUAUUGAGUAUGUGGAUGGGGUUUUGCUGCAUGGGAGUCAGGCCGAGAAGGCUGCGUUGAAGGCGAGGUUUAUGUUGGAGGAUCUUGAGGAUGCGGAUUUUGGGGCGGCGCUUGAGAACGGACCUUGGUCGUGGCAGUCGACUCAGUUCUACACCGAGUCAUUAAAUGGGUACAACUCUUACUACCAGUUCUGCGACUACAUCGAGAACGUCUUCCCCGUCGCCAACGGCACCAACAGCACCACCGGCGUUAUUGUUCCCGGAGCCAAGGGAGUCGGCUACAAGAAGGCGCUCAACGGCUACGUCAAGUGGUUUACCGAGCUGGUCCUGCCGGGCUAUUGCGAGAGCUGGGGCUACGACGACUACGACGGCACCUAUAACACCAACUGCUUCAAGGCCAUGAACUCGACCAAUGUGUACUAUCAGGACUUGAGCGUCGAUAAUCUCGGAGGUCGGCAAUGGAUGUGGAUGCUGUGCAACGAGCCCUUUGAAUGGUGGCAAAACGGCGCCCCCGAAGGUCGCCCGACGCUCGUCUCUCGCCUCGUCAACGUUGACUACUGGCGCGCCCAAUGCGGCUUCUACUUCCCUGAAGGCACCUACGGGCUGCUCGAAGGCCGCUCCGUCCAAACGCUGAACAGCCACACGGGUGGCUGGGGGGAGACCGACACUCGCCGGCUCAUGUACGCCAAUGGCCAGUUCGACCCCUGGAAGGACGCCACUGUGUCUGCCGACUUCCGUUCCGGCGGUCCGCUCGAGAGCACGUCUCAGUUGCCCGUUAGGGUUAUCCCGGGAGGUGGGCAUUGCAGUGAUUUGUAUGGACAGAAUUGGGCGUUUAAUGAGGAGGUCAAGGCUAUUGCCGAGGCGGAGGUGGAGCAAAUGGCGGAGUGGGUGGCGGAGUUUUAUGAGGAGGGAGUAAAGAGGGCAGUUGAGUGGGAGUCGUAA
Pseudomassariella vexata is the source of this 1569-nucleotide messenger RNA. RefSeq names its product peptidase S28. The record is from RefSeq and is a predicted model, not a curated record. Gene Ontology annotation, biological process: proteolysis. The transcript is spliced from 4 exons. Gene Ontology annotation, molecular function: serine-type exopeptidase activity; dipeptidyl-peptidase activity. The coding region runs from base 1 to 1569 and encodes 522 amino acids. Lineage: Eukaryota; Fungi; Ascomycota; Sordariomycetes; Amphisphaeriales; Pseudomassariaceae.